AUGUCGACAAUUGCCGGUAUCACUCUGGACGUCCCUUCAUCCAGACGCUCGUCUUCCAUCGAACAAGGCAAUCCAGCUUGCAUCAAGCCAAUUGACGGCUCGGCGAAGAGGAACGUCGAAGCAACAGCUGACGGACACGGCUCGACUGGAGAGCUAGUACAGCGGGCUGGAGACGAGGUCGACUGA
Aspergillus novofumigatus IBT 16806 is the source of this 186-nucleotide messenger RNA. RefSeq lists its product as uncharacterized. The coding region runs from base 1 to 186 and encodes 61 amino acids. NCBI's taxonomy places the organism in Eukaryota, Fungi, Ascomycota, Eurotiomycetes, Eurotiales, Aspergillaceae. The transcript is spliced from 2 exons. The record is from RefSeq and is a predicted model, not a curated record.